Molecule: messenger RNA, 1509 nt
Organism: Alosa sapidissima (American shad)
Lineage: Eukaryota; Metazoa; Chordata; Actinopteri; Clupeiformes; Clupeidae
Gene: srlb
Product: sarcalumenin
Exons: 7
Coding region: 28-1482 (484 amino acids)
Molecular function (GO): GTP binding
Source: RefSeq, a predicted model, not a curated record
GCUUUGAGCAUUCUCCUGGCAGCCACCAUGAAGCCCACAGUCUCCAUCUGCUGCAUGCUCUCUCUGCUGCUCCUCAUCACAGCAGAGGAAGAAGAGGACGUCCUCUCGUCUAUUCUGAGGGAUCGCUCCCACAUUGAAGAGACUCUGAGACUGGCCUCUGAGGAAAACUCUGGAGAUUAUGCAGCUGCUCUGCAGAAACUGAGGAAGAUCUAUCACUCCUCCAUAAAGCCAAUGGAGCAAGCCUACAAGUACAACGAAUUAAGACAACAUGAAAUCUCAGCCUACCCCGGACGAACACUAGGGGACUCGUGCACAGAUGGAGAAAUUACUUCCAAACCCAUGGUGCUGUUUCUGGGUCCAUGGAGUGUAGGCAAAUCCUCUAUGAUCAACUACCUGCUGGGCCUACAGGACCUUCCUUACCAGCUCUAUACAGGUGCUGAACCCACUACCUCAGAAUUUACAGUGAUAAUGCAUGGAGAGAAGAUACGCUCUGUUGAGGGCAUUGUUAUGGCUGCUGACAGUUCACGCUCUUUCUCACCCCUGGAGAAGUUUGGACAGAACUUCCUGGAGAAGCUUAUUGGUAUUGAGAUGCCCCACAAGCUACUUGAGAGGGUCACCUUUGUCGACACACCUGGCAUUAUUGAAAACCGCAAGCAGCAGGAGAGAGGCUACCCCUUCAAUGAUGUGUGCCAGUGGUUCAUUGACCGUGCUGACUUGAUCUUCGUGGUAUUUGACCCAACUAAGCUGGAUGUGGGUCUGGAGCUGGAAAUGCUCUUCCGCCAACUGAAGGGGCGUGAAUCCCAAAUACGCAUCAUCCUUAACAAAGCUGACAACUUGGCUACCCAGGACCUAAUGCGUGUCUAUGGUGCCCUGUUCUGGAGCUUAGCCCCCCUUAUCAAUGUAACUGAACCACCACGUGUCUACGUCAGCUCUUUCUGGCCUUAUGACUAUGCCCCUGACACAAGUAGAGAACUGUUCAAGCGUGAGGAGAUAUCUCUCCUGGAGGACCUUAACCAGGUGAUUGAGAACCGUCUAGAAAACAAGAUAGCCUUCAUCCGUCAGCAUGGUAUCCGUGUGCGCAUUCAUGGCCUGCUAGUAGACCGCUAUGUCCAGACCUUCAAAGAAAAGAUGAGCUUUUUCAGUGAUCCUGAACUUGUUUUCAAAGAGAUUGUAGAUGACCCUGACAAAUUCUAUAUCUUUAAGUCCAUCCUGGCCAAAACAAAUGUUAGCAAGUUUGAUUUGCCCAACCGGGAUGCCUACCGUGAUUUCUUUGGCAUCAACCCAGUGACUAGUUUCAAGCCACUCACAGCGCAAUGUUCCUACAUGGGUGGCUGCCUGCUGGAAAAGAUUGAGAGGGCCAUCACAGGUGACCUUCCGAGCCUCCUAAGCAGCAUCACCUCUGGCAAAAACCCCAUAUUCCCUCCUUCCUGCGAGGCCACAGGGUGUGGGGAAAAGCCGAAAAACCGCUACAGAAGAAACUGAGGGAAGAGACAGAAUGAGAAGAAUGGA